AUGUGCGGUUUUGGUUUCAUGGCUUACGGUUUUGAUUGCUGCCAUCGCUCAAUUGAUUUUCCACUAAUGCCAUCGAUUGGCACAGUCGAAAUAAAAGUGAAAUGCAAAGUAUUAAAAAACACACAACUUAAAUAUCAAAAUAAACAAUUUACACUCAUACUCAUACUGGAACCAUAA
Messenger RNA from Drosophila innubila, 177 nucleotides. RefSeq lists its product as uncharacterized. The transcript has 3 exons. The record is from RefSeq and is a predicted model, not a curated record. Bases 1 to 177 code for a protein of 58 amino acids. NCBI's taxonomy places the organism in Eukaryota, Metazoa, Arthropoda, Insecta, Diptera, Drosophilidae.